AUCCAUGUGGAGUGGUGCAAAGCAUGUGCACACACACACCACUGGGAAGAGGAGGUUAGGCUACUAUUUGAAGAAAAGCAAUGUGCAUUACAGUUUCUUGAGUGGCAUGCAAAUUGGUGGAUGGGCCAUGCUAGUGCCAUUGCAACAGGUGACAAAGCUCUCUCUGAUGGGUGUCAUGCAUAUGCCAAGCAUCAGGCAGGGCUUCAGCAUCAGCUCACAAGGUCAUUUGCUGAUAUGUGGAAG
Pisolithus orientalis is the source of this 243-nucleotide messenger RNA. RefSeq lists its product as uncharacterized. Lineage: Eukaryota; Fungi; Basidiomycota; Agaricomycetes; Boletales; Pisolithaceae. The annotation marks the transcript as partial. The transcript has a single exon. The record is from RefSeq and is a predicted model, not a curated record.